Molecule: messenger RNA, 1239 nt
Organism: Jatropha curcas
Lineage: Eukaryota; Viridiplantae; Streptophyta; Magnoliopsida; Malpighiales; Euphorbiaceae
Product: WD repeat protein
Source: RefSeq, a predicted model, not a curated record
UUAAUUACCUCUCUCAUCCUAUCCAAAUAGAGUGUUAGAAUUAGCAUUUCAUAAACUUUAAUUAAAUUUUUUUUGACAAUUACACUUGUUAUUUUUUGGCGGAAUUCAACUAAUUAAAUAGUUAAUUUUCUUUUUUUUUUAUCAUUUUUUUUAUCUAAUAGGUAGCAGCUAACUGGUAACAGCUACUGCACCAGGCCAUCAGCAAACUACAAAAACAGCAGAAACCAACAACUAUCCCUAAUACCGUCGUUCGUAUCGUGUGGCAAAUUCAGGUUCAAUCUCCGCUUAAAAAACGACAAAUAGUUUACAGAAAGAAGUCAAUUGAAGUAACUAUUUCUUUCUCCCUUCAAAUCUUUAGAGGCCGGCUCUGUAAAAGAAGAUGGAGACGAUCAACGAAAUCAGAGAAAUCGAAGAGAAAAAUCCAAACCCCAACAAGUUUUCAAAUAAUAGUUCGAAUCCAAACCAAAACCAAAGCCCAAACCCAGAACCGGACCCGAAAACGAAUCCGAAAUCGAGAACGGUGAGGACAAAGGUGUCAGAGGUGGAGAUCCAUCUGUACCGACAAGGUAAGGGUCCGAUCGAAGUGUUUAAGUCGAGCUUGGGAGGAUGGGACCAAGACCAGCUGGAGAUCCGGGAUAUAUUAGAAAAAUACGGUUUCAAGUCGGUUUACGCUUUCAAUCCGAAUUCUGGCCGGGCCGCCCCGAUCAGGUUUAAUCCAAGGAAUGGAAGGUCUUUGCUUGGGUAUAGAGAUGGAUCCGUGAUUUGCAUUGAUGGAGAGCCAAAGGAUUCCUUGGUCAAACCUGUCACCAAGAUCUUGUUCAGUGUAGCGGUUAUAACUCUUUUGAUAACAAUGGUGGUGAAAGAACCACCAGAAUGGAUCAAAAAGUCAAAUUUCUUUGGUGGAAGCUACUCCCCAUGGAUCCUUGCUUGUGCAGUAAUUGUAUUUACUCGCAUGAGGAAGAGAACGAAGGACUACUUAAAGAACCAUGGCUGGUAAUUGGUAAACACAUAGCCAUGGACUUUUUUUUUCCCUUUUUGUCCUUUCGUUUUGAGCGUGGUGUGGCGCGGAGGAGGAUGAAUUGCCUCUUGGACUAUUUUGAAAUUUUUUGUAAAGAAUUGAUAAUAGAUGCUAUAACAAUAUACUCUAAGCAGUUGCUUCUGUUUGGUUUAAUUGGAUGUUGACUGAAGACUUCAUUAAAUUACAUCAUAAAUAUAGAGAGGAAAUUUGAGGAUGAAAUA